Molecule: messenger RNA, 701 nt
Organism: Myxocyprinus asiaticus (Chinese sucker)
Lineage: Eukaryota; Metazoa; Chordata; Actinopteri; Cypriniformes; Catostomidae
Gene: npffl
Product: neuropeptide FF-amide peptide precursor like
Exons: 3
Coding region: 102-362 (86 amino acids)
Molecular function (GO): neuropeptide hormone activity
Source: RefSeq, a predicted model, not a curated record
UUACUGCGGUGGUAUAGCGCAGCAAUGAGGAUCGUUUUGGUUGACUACCUACUGUACAUGCCACAGCAAAUGGGGCUGGGAGAGGAAGUUGGAGACGGUAAAUGUUUGGAUUUGGGGAGGCAACUGAAGAGCAGAUGGGUCAUCUACUGGAGGAUCGUCUUCUGGUAGAAGUGCUGCGAUCUUUACUCCACAGCUCUCCAAGAUAUGAACGCAACCCUUCAGUGCUGCAUCAACCUCAGCGGUUUGGCCGUGGUGCCUGGAGUGGCCUGUCAGCGGAAGAGAGGAUACAGUCUCGGGACUGGGAGUCAGUUCCGGGCCAAAUCUGGAGCAUGGCUGUGCCACAAAGAUUUGGCAAAAAAUAGUACCAACCCACCGAGGUGUUUAGAAUACAGGAUAAAAAGAAGAGAGAAUUAUGAAUUCAUGAAACACCUCUAUGAGCAUUUCAUGUAAAUUGUCGCACUCACCCACUACAAUUGGUUUGCUUUUUUUGCAUUUAAUCAACACUAACAGACAUGUGCUAGUAAUUAUAGUACUUCAAAACAAUACUGAAAUUGAUUUAUCAUUAUUAUAUACAGUAUUUAAUAAGUUUUGCAUGAGUGGGUGGAAAUAGUUGUGAGAGCAUGUUAUGAUUUUUCAUCUAUUGUACUUCACAACCAUGCAUGAUGUUGUAUUUUCUGUGAAUGAAUAAAUAAUCUGCUUGU